AUGUGCGGCAUUCUGGCUGUUCUCCAUGCCCGGGCUGAAGGUAAUGCCGUUGCUGCUGAAUUACAUGAAGCGCUUUAUCUACUCCAACACCGAGGGCAGGACGCUUGUGGGAUCUCGACCUGUGCCUCUGAGGGGAGAAUAUACCAAUGCAAAGGCAACGGUCUAGCUGCAAAGGUUUUCAGGGAUGGUGCCCGUGUGCAGGAUCUGCCUGGUUAUAUGGGUACAGCAGGUCAUGUCGUUGAUAUGCAAUUGCUGAGUACGCUUUCAGGUCUGGGACACUUGAGAUAUCCUACGGCUGGUACCAGUGCCAACGCAGAAGCUCAGCCCUUUUUCGUGAACUCGCCGUAUGGAAUAUGCUUUGCUCACAACGGCAACCUCAUCAACGCCCCCGAGCUGAAAGACUACCUUGACCGUGUAGCGCACAGGCACAUAAACACGGAUUCGGACAGCGAGUUGAUGUUGAACGUCUUAGCCAGCGAACUGAAUAUUACAGGCAAAGCUCGAGUCAAUUGUGAUGAUGUAUUCGCUGCCCUGGGACGCAUGUAUGGACAACAAUUGGUUCCAACUCACGUAAAAUCUAACGAUUUCAAAGGAUUUGGUAUUGUCGGCUUUCGAGAUGCAUGGGGUAUUCGCCCUCUAGUACUCGGGUCUCGGCCGUCUGCCUCGGGACAGGGAGAGGGCAAGGACUAUAUGAUGGCUUCAGAGUCAGUGGCCUUGCAACAAUGCGGCUUCAAGAGCUCGGACAUGCAGGAUAUUCUGCCGGGUCAAGCAGUCAUCAUACCAAAGGGCAAACCCCCCGUGUUUGCCACCGUUCAGACUCAGAAAGCGUACUGCCCUGUCAUGGACGGUAUUAGUGUCCAUUCCAGCAGAGAAAACAUGGGUUAUGCGCUCGCGGCCCGUAUCAAAAAGAUCUUGUCCCCAGAACAGCUCGCAGAAAUUCAGGUGGUGAUGCCGAUUCCAGAGACGAGUAACACAAUCGCGCCUUGUGUAGCUGAAGCCUUGAAGAAAACUUAUACCCAGGGUUUCAUCAAAUCUAGAUAUGUCUAUCGCACAUUUCUCAUGCCGGGUCAAAAAGCAAGAGAGCGAGGUGUUCGGCGAAAGUUGAGUCUGAUAACUCCUCAGUUCACGAAUAAGAACGUCCUUUUAGUGGAUGACUCCAUCGUUCGUGGGACAACGAGCAGAGAGAUAGUCUCUAUGGCGAGGGAAGCGGGAGCUAAAAAGAUCUUCUUCGCCAGUGCUGCUCCUCGAAUCAGAUACCCUCAUAUCUAUGGCGUGGAUCUUGCGAGUCCUUCGGAGCUCAUUUCUCAAGGGCGCACCGUCGAGGAAAUAGCCAAUCACAUCGGUGCAGAGGCUGUCGUCUUCCAGGAUUUAGAUGACUUGCAGAAUGCAUGCCGUCAGGCAGCAUCUGACAACAGAGAAAAGCAGGCUUUUGAGAUAGGAGUCUUCAACGGUCAUUACACAACACCAGUUCCUAGCGGUUAUUUUGAACACCUCGAGAGAGUUCGUGGCGAGACGAAAAAAAUGAAAGUGAUUGAAAGCGCGCGAGAAGCGGUGGCGAAAGGUUCAGCUGGCGAGACAGAAUUUCAGAUUGCUGCAAAUGGCGCCGAAGUCACAUUCGAUGGCAAUAUAGUUCCAUCAUAUUCUCCCGCUACGAAUGGUGUAGCUCACGGGGGAGGACAAGCUCUUCCGAAGACAAACGACAAGAGAAAGCGUUCAAUAGACGGAGGCGAAAGAGCUCCACGUCGUCGGCAAGACAUCUCGAUACACAAUCCGCCUGACUUCGAGGAUGAAUGA
Bacidia gigantensis is the source of this 1794-nucleotide messenger RNA. RefSeq lists its product as uncharacterized. The coding region runs from base 1 to 1794 and encodes 597 amino acids. Gene Ontology annotation, biological process: purine nucleotide biosynthetic process. NCBI's taxonomy places the organism in Eukaryota, Fungi, Ascomycota, Lecanoromycetes, Lecanorales, Ramalinaceae. Gene Ontology annotation, molecular function: amidophosphoribosyltransferase activity. The record is from RefSeq and is a predicted model, not a curated record. Gene Ontology annotation, cellular component: cytoplasm. The transcript is spliced from 11 exons.